Ictidomys tridecemlineatus (thirteen-lined ground squirrel) is the source of this 6913-nucleotide messenger RNA. Lineage: Eukaryota; Metazoa; Chordata; Mammalia; Rodentia; Sciuridae. The record is from RefSeq and is a predicted model, not a curated record.
CAGGAGGAGGAGGAGGAGGAGCAGCGAGCCGGGCUGCAGCGGCGCGGGAGGAGGAGCGGCCCCCUCGAGGCUACGUUUUGUUUUUGUUAUUUUCCAUCCGAAUAGUUCUCGCAGGCUUUCCCCCAGCACAGAGCGCGCCGCAGCCCGACGGCCCCGACCUUCCAGGUGACAGCCGGUCACCCUGGUAGGAGUCAGCUCCGCCCCAAGUCACCCCCCUCCCGCCCACAGUCCCAUUCCCCGCCCAGCCUCCCGGUGCCUGCCCGAGGCCAGCGCGGCGGCCGCAGCGGGCUGCAGCGCUGGAGCGGGCGGUGGCUGGGGCCCUGGGCGAGGUGCUUUUACCCUGCAAACCCGCGGCAGAGGAAGGGGGAAGUCGGCCCGGAGGCGCGAGCUGGAGAAAGGAGGAUGUCCAUUUAACCCGCACCCUCCUGCCCGUCCAUUGCUGGGCGCUCGUCUGGGUGCCAGCAGCUAGAGCCUCCGAGCCGUGCCCGGAGAAGUGCCGCAUGGGGCAGGGCCGCUGAAACACCGACUUCGGGGUCUCGUCGCGCCGAAACGGGCGCGGGGGCCCGUUGUGGUAGUUGGCACAGUUUCGGCCCCGCCUUCAAAGCCGCGCUGGGAGCGCGGUGCGCCUGGUCUGCCACCCCGCUGCCCUCGUGAGGCGCGAGUUAUGGAGCCGCCCAGCUGCAUUCAGGAUGAGCCGUUCCCGCACCCCUUGGAGCCAGAGCCGGGCUCACCAGCGCAGCCCGGUUCCGGGAAGCCCGGCGACAAACGCUUUCGGCUGUGGUACGUGGGAGGGUCGUGCCUGGACCACAGAACCACGCUGCCCAUGCUGCCCUGGCUCAUGGCCGAGAUCCGCCGGCGCAGCCAGAAGCCCGAAGCGGGAGGCUGUGGGGCGCCGGCGGCCCGAGAGGUACUCCUGGUGCUCAGCGCGCCCUUUCUGCGUUGCAUCCCCGCGCCCGGCGCCGGGGCCGCAGGGAGCGCUGGCCCCGCGGCCACGCAGCCCAACCCUGCAGUGUUCAUCUUCGAGCACAAGGCACAGCAUAUCUCACGUUUCAUCCACAACAGCCACGACCUCACCUACUUCGCCUACCUGACCAAGGCGCAACCCGAUGACCCCGAGUCACAGAUGGCCUGUCACGUUUUCCGCGCCACAGACCCUAACCAGGUUCCUGAUGUAAUCAGCAGUAUAAGGCAGUUAUCUAAAGCAGCCAUGAAAGAGGAUGCCAAACCCAGCAAAGAUAACGAGGAUGCCUUUUACAACUCUCAGAAGUUCGAAGUCCUGUACUGCGGAAAGGUGGUAGUGACUCACAAGAAGGCCCCCUCCAGCCUCAUCGAUGAUUGCAUUGAGAAGUUCAGCCUGCACGAGCAGCAGCGCCUGCGGCUGCAGGGCGAGCCGCCAGCGGAGCCCGGCGAAGAUCUGGUGGUCUUCGAGGCUGAGUCGCCUGGGUCCCCAGGAGACAGCUUGCCAGAGGAGGCGGAGGGCCUUGCCCACAGCCGCCCCGCGCUGCCCGCCGUGGCCAGCCAGCCCGCCCUGUCCAGCUCGCGUGUGUGUUUCCCGGAGCGGAUUUUGGAGGACUGUGGCUUUGACGAACAGCAGGAGUUUCGGUCUCGGUGCAGCAGUGUCACCGGAGCCCUGCAAAGGAGAGUUCACGAGAACACCCAGAAAUCACAGCCUCGAAGGAGACACGCGAGCGCGCCCAGCCACGUGCAGCCCUCGGAUUCGGAGAAGAACAGGACGAUGCUGUUUCAGGUUGGGCGAUUUGAGAUUAACCUUAUCAGUCCAGACACAAAAUCAGUUGUGCUAGAAAAGAAUUUUAAAGAUAUCUCCUCUUGUUCUCAGGGUAUAAAGCACGUUGAUCACUUUGGCUUUAUCUGCCGGGAGUCUCCAGAGCCUGGGAUGAGCCAGUACAUUUGUUAUGUGUUCCAGUGUGCCAGUGAAUCUCUGGUCGAUGAGGUAAUGCUGACUCUGAAGCAGGCUUUCAGUACGGCUGCUGCCCUACAGAGUGCCAAAACUCAGAUCAAGCUGUGCGAGACCUGCCCCAUGCAUUCUUUGCAUAAGCUCUGUGAGAGGAUUGAAGGUCUUUACCCCCCAAGAGCCAAGCUGGUGAUACAGAGGCAUCUCUCAUCACUGACAGAUAAUGAGCAAGCUGACAUCUUUGAACGAGUUCAGAAAAUGAAGCCGAUCAGUGACCAGGAAGAGAAUGAGCUUGUGAUUUUACACCUCAGGCAGCUGUGUGAAGCCAAGCAGAAGACACAUGUGCACAUUGGGGAAGGCCCAGCGACUAUUUCAAAUAGUACAAUCCCAGAAAACGCAGCAAGUGGUGGAAGGUUCAAACUUGACAUUCUGAAGAAUAAAGCAAAGAGAUCCUUAACUAGCUCCCUGGAAAAUAUCUUCUCAAGGGGAGCUAACAGGAUGAGAGGUCGGCUUGGAAGUAUGGACAGCUUUGAAAGGUCUAACAGUCUUGCUUCGGAGAAGCUGCAACUUUAUCCUCUCUUCUACCUCACAGAUAACUCCCCCCAGGACUACUCGCCAGGGGACUCUCCUCCAGGGACACCACCAGCCUCUCCGCUGUCCUCUGCUUGGCAAGCGUUCCCCGAGGAGGAUUCUGACUCCCCACAGUUUCGAAGACGGGCUCACACGUUCAGCCACCCUCCUUCAAGCACCAAGAGAAAGCUGAAUUUGCAGAAUGGGAGGGCUCCUGGGGUGCGCUCCCCUCUGCUGAGGCAGAGCUCCAGCGAGCAGUGCAGCAUUCUUCCACCAGUUCGACGUAUGCACAAGGAGAAUAAUUCUUCCUCCAGUCUUCCAAGUCUUCACACUUCCUUCUCUGCCCCUUCCUUCACUGCCCCCUCUUUCCUGAAAAGCUUUUACCAGAAUUCAGGUAGACUGUCCCCACAAUAUGAAAAUGAAAUCAGACAGGACACUGCUUCAGAAUCAAGUGAUGGAGAAGGGAGGAAAAGGACCUCAUCCACCUGUAGCAACGAGUCCCUAAAUACUGGAGGAACCCCUGUCACUCCCCGCAGGAUCUCCUGGCGGCAGCGCAUUUUCCUUCGCGUUGCAUCGCCGAUGAACAAAUCUCCCUCUGCAAUGCAGCAACAAGAUGGACUGGACAGGAAUGAGCUGCUGCCACUGUCCCCUCUCACUCCCACCAUGGAAGAGGAACCGCUGGUUAUAUUCUUAUCUGGUGAUGAUGACCCAGAGAAGGUCGAAGAAAAAAAGAAGUCGAAAGAACUAAAGAGUUUAUGGAAAAAAGCUAUACACCAACAAAUCUUGUUGCUUCGAAUGGAAAAAGAAAACCAGAAACUUGAAGAAGCAAGAAGAGAUGAACUUCAGUCCAGAAAAGUCAAGUUAGACUAUGAGGAAGUUGGUGCAUGUCAGAAGGAGGUCUUAAUAACCUGGGAUAAGAAACUGUUAAACUGCAGAGCUAAGAUCAGAUGUGACAUGGAAGAUAUUCACACUUCUCUAAGAGAAGGAGUUCCCAAAAGUCGACGAGGUGAAAUUUGGCAGUUCCUGGCUUUGCAGUAUCGCCUGAGACACAGGUUGCCUAACAAGCACCAACCCCCAGACACAUCCUAUAAAGAACUUCUGAAGCGGCUCACCGCCCAGCAGCAUGCUAUCCUUGUGGAUUUGGGAAGGACAUUUCCUACUCACCCCUACUUUUCUGUACAGCUUGGGGCAGGGCAGCUGUCACUCUUUAACCUCCUAAAGGCCUACUCUUUGCUGGACAGUGAAGUGGGCUACUGUCAGGGGAUCAGCUUUGUGGCUGGAGUCCUGCUUCUGCACAUGAGUGAAGAGCAAGCCUUUGAGAUGCUGAAGUUCCUCAUGUAUGACCUAGGCUUCCGCAAGCAGUACAGACCUGACAUGAUGUCGCUACAGAUUCAGAUGUACCAGCUGUCCAGGCUCCUUCACGACUACCACAGAGAUCUCUACAAUCAUCUUGAAGAAAAUGAAAUCAGCCCCAGUCUUUAUGCUGCUCCCUGGUUUCUCACACUCUUUGCCUCUCAGUUUCCAUUAGGAUUUGUAGCCAGAGUUUUUGAUAUUAUUUUUCUUCAGGGAACUGAAGUGAUAUUCAAGGUUGCACUCAGCCUUUUGAGUAGCCAAGAGACUCUUAUAAUGGAGUGUGAAAACUUUGAAAACAUUGUUGAAUUCCUUAAGAACACGCUACCUGAUAUGAAUACCUCUGAGAUGGAAAAAAUUAUUACCCAGGUGUUUGAGAUGGAUAUUUCUAAACAGUUACAUGCCUAUGAGGUGGAAUAUCACGUCCUGCAGGAUGAGCUUCAGGAAUCUUCAUAUACCUGUGAGGAUAAUGAACCUAUAGAGAAGCUGGAGAGGGCCAAUAGCCAACUGAAAAGACAGAACAUGGACCUACUAGAAAAAUUACAGGUGGCUCAUGCUAAAAUUCAAGCCUUGGAAUCAAACCUGGAAAAUCUUUUAACUAGAGAGACCAAAAUGAAGACUUUAAUCCGGACCCUGGAACAAGAAAAAAUAGCUUAUCAAAAGACAGUGGAGCAGAUCCGGAAGCUGCUGCCGGCCGAUGCUCUGGCCAACUGCGAAACACUGCUGAAAGAACUAAACUGCAACCCGAACAACAAAGCCAAGGCAGGAAAUAAGCCAUAAUCCAAGACGUGCUGUCUCAGCACAAAGUGCUCCUUAGCCUAUUAGAGAGGAGGAGCCCGUGCGCUGCUGGCCCAAGCUGGACACUGAAGCUGGGUGAACCACCCGGCGCUGGUGCUGAGCCCGCCAGCAAGUGGCCCUCGCUCUCAUCAGAGCACGCCCCUCCCAAGCCGUUGUACAUGGACACAGACACUCUUGUUGCUGAACUCUGUACAUAACAUAUGAAAUGGAUCUAAAGAGUUCAUACUUUCAAAUAAAAUGAGUAGACAUAUAUUUAGAGCAUUUUUUUUUUUUUUUUAGUCAGAACUUCAUGAAAUCCACACCAAAGGGAAGUUCAAGUGAAAUUUCCCUUGGACACAUGUGAAGUCUUUUUGUCUUUUUAGUGAAACAAAGCUAGAGCGUCUUUGUAUAUUGAAAUAUACUUGAAAAAAAUGAAUGUAUUUUUUUUCUCCAAAGAACAGCAUGUUUCACGCAAUGGUGGGAAGGUGGAAACGUUUAUGUACCUUCGUGUGUACCUGUCCUAAAUUCUACUGACAUUGUCUGAAUGCGGAAAAUGAGUGGUUGCCAGUCAUGCUGUAGUGAGUGUUUUGGGAAGGUGGGGCCUUUUCGUCCUGCCUGCUUUGUGCCAAUGAGCAUGUUACAUCUUCAUGUAUUUUGAGUCUGGUGAGGCUUUGCUUUAGACCACAAAUAAGGAGAAAGCAGGACAUCGUGGCUGAGUCUGCCCAGCUCAAGGUAAAAAAGAAUGUUGCUAAUUUUUUAGCAAAUAAGACCAGCAUUAUGACUCAGACUGAAAAUAUCAGGCCUUGAAAAUAUAAUUUAGGAUCUAAAUUGUCUGGGUUAGCUUUCUACCUUUUUAUUUAAAUGACUUCUGCAGUUGUCAACAAUUACUUGGUACCCCAGUAACCAAGUGACACAGAUUGGCUAUUAAAAGCCCACAAUUUAGUUCUUUUGACCUUCAAUUUUAGGAUAAGGAAAUGCAAUUAUGAUUGAUUUUUCCUAAAGGGGACAUACUAUGUUGAGAUACUUUUUUUUUUUUUUUUUUGGCCAAUUGACAGAAUCUAAUAAGCUAUUAAUCAUCUUUCCCUUUCAUGGAAAACUUGAGGAGAACUGUGAAAUGUUUAGGAAAAACUGUUGAAAUCCACUGGGAGGAAAGGGGAAAGUGGCACCCAGCCCAACCUAAACCUACAAUUCUGAUUUGGACUCCCAGCUUCCGCUGCCUGCAAAUAGCUCAUUAGAAGACAUUCAUGCAUGCUGGGUAUACGGAAGGGAAGUCGUUUUUCAAAGUACACGUGCAAUUCUCCCUUUCAGAGAGGAUUUUACGAUAGUGCCUCUGAAAAUCAGUGCAGUUUUUUUGCCUUUCCAAACUAUUUAUCGGCACUGCUUUUUGCAGCACUUUGAUUUUUACAGAUGGAUUAUUUGGGGGUAAUUUUCUUCAAAGACAGUUUGUUAUACACAAGCUGAAAUGUAUUACAGAGUUCAAGAGUAAAGCUCUCAAGGUUUCAGAAAAUCGCCAUGAACAGAUGACAGACACACAUGAGACCCUCUUACCGCUGGAAACGGUGAAAGUAGGAUUCUUGUUGAAGAUCAGCCUGCCAUUGAAUCUCAGCGGUUUCUUAAAAGACAAUGACUUGUUUUAGUAAGUCAAGUUAAUAUCUCUUCUAGGUUCUAGAAAAUGCUGAUUCUAGGUGCCCCAUUCACUUGGGGACCAACAAUUGACUAAUAACAAGAUUUCCUGAAAAUCUCUCUUUAGAAGGUUUUUUUUUUUUUUUUUUUUUUUUUUUAAAUUUUCCCCUAUCAAGAGUAAUAUGACAUGGGCUGGGGUAGUAGCUCAGUGAGUGGUAGAGCGCUUGCCUUGCACAUGUGAGGCCCUGGGUUUGAUCCUCAGCACCAUAUAAAAAUAAAUAAAAAUAAAGAUAUUAUGUUCAUUUACAACCAAAAAAAAAUUAAAAAAAGAAUAUGACAAAUAUCAUCUCACUCUAUGGUGAAACAAAUUGCCUUAUGGGUGUGGCGAUACAAGUGAUAGCCAAGAAGUCUUCAAGUUGGGGGAGGAAAGCUUUUUUUUUUGUUAUUCAGUUUAAAGUAAACUUUAUUCUGGAUGUUUAAUGCCAGCAUUAUGAGUUAUAUUAUGGUGUUCAGAGAUUAAGGUGACUUGGAUACAGUGUUUUCUUUUGAAAAUGAAUUUUCUUUCUCAUUUGUGAUUUUUAAAAAUGUCCCACCAGUUAUGCUCCAUGCAUUUUACAUCUUCAUCCGGUUAAUGUAAUGUCUGGUUCGUUUCCAAUAAAUACAUUGUUAAAGUUUUCUUGA